AUGAAUCUGAAUUUCGAAUACAUCGCUGCUCAUAUCAGUGAUUAUAUUCAAAAUGAAAACUUUUUUGAUACAUUCGAAAUAGGAGAUAUCAAAACAAUCAUGAAAUAUUCACGUUUGACCGUGGAUGAGUAUGUUUCUCUUCUCAAACAGUCUUCAUCAACGACCAAUGCCACAAAAUUAUAUAUCUGUACACGAAAAGCAAAUGUUACUAUCCAAAAUUUAGAGGAAGUCGUUUCAAUUCUUAAAUUCGUCAAAAAGUACAUGAAAUUCAAUAUAUUUGAUGGAAUUAUUGAUAUUAUCAAUCAAAAUGACAAAGAUUUGCGUGAUUCUACAGAAGAAAUCAAUAAAUUACGAACAGAAUUAAAAAAAUUACAAAAUCAAAUACAUAAUACUGCUAAAGAAACAACAGUUUCUCGAGUUAAUGGAGAUUACAACAAUUCUAAAGAUUUUUUAACCAAAAUCUCUGAACUUAAAGAAACUAGUGAUAUUUAUAGUGUUUAUAACUUCCUUGAAGAUAUUUCUGUGAAAGGCAAUCGAGAAAUGAUUACAAAGGCUUGUGAAGAAGGAAUUUUGAAAAAGACAGACCGUAAUGAAAAGAAUGCACUUCAUCUUGCAAGUGCAAAAGGAAAUCUAAAUCUUGUCAAAUUCCAAAUUGAAUGUGGCUGUGAUAAAGAAGCAAAAGAUAAAAAUGGAUGGACACCACUCAUUUAUGCAUCAGAAAAUGGUCAACUUGAAGUUGUUAAAUAUCUUAUCUCUGUUGGUGUUGAUAAAGAAGCAAAUUAUAAAAAUGGAUGGACACCACUCAUUUAUGCAUCAAUUAAAGGUCAACUUGAAGUUGUUAAAUAUCUUAUCUCUGUUGGAGCGGAUAAAGAAGCAAAGAAUAAACGUGGAUAUACUGCACUCUCAAUUGCAAAAGGUAAUGUAAGAGAUUAUUUAUUAUCUAUUGGAGCCGAGUAA
Molecule: messenger RNA, 957 nt
Organism: Trichomonas vaginalis G3
Lineage: Eukaryota; Parabasalia; Trichomonadida; Trichomonadidae
Product: spectrin binding
Exons: 1
Coding region: 1-957 (318 amino acids)
Molecular function (GO): protein binding
Source: RefSeq, a predicted model, not a curated record